CCCCCCGCUGCGUGUUCUCCCCCCCCCCCGCUGCGUGUUCUCCCCCCCCCCCGCUGCCCUCCUCCUCCUCCUCCUCCUCCUCCUCCUCCUCCUCCU
Molecule: messenger RNA, 96 nt
Organism: Schistocerca serialis cubense
Lineage: Eukaryota; Metazoa; Arthropoda; Insecta; Orthoptera; Acrididae
Exons: 2
Source: RefSeq, a predicted model, not a curated record